Balaenoptera ricei (Rice's whale) is the source of this 369-nucleotide messenger RNA. RefSeq names its product bolA-like protein 3. The record is from RefSeq and is a predicted model, not a curated record. Bases 1 to 369 code for a protein of 122 amino acids. The transcript is spliced from 2 exons. NCBI's taxonomy places the organism in Eukaryota, Metazoa, Chordata, Mammalia, Artiodactyla, Balaenopteridae.
AUGCAGGAACAGAGACGGCGGGCCCUGUCGGCCGGGCCGGUGGUGUGGAGACCCGCCGCGGCAGCGCCUCUGCUCCGCGGAACCCGCCGGCUUCUUCUUCGCCACUGUGCCCAGCGCAUGUUUGCCUCGCAGACUGAGGGGGAGCUCAAAGUGACCCAAAUUCUCAAAGAAAACUUUCCUCGAGCUACAGCUAUCAAAGUCACUGACAUUUCAGGAGGCUGUGGGGCACUGUACGAAAUUCAAAUCGAAUCGGAAGAAUUUAAGGAGAAGAGAACGGUCCAGCAGCACCAGAUGGUAAAUCAGGCACUAAAAGAAGUCGUCAAAGGUAUGCACGGGUUGUGGAUAUUUACCUCUGUCCCCAAACACUGA